This is a messenger RNA of Puccinia graminis f. sp. tritici CRL 75-36-700-3, 564 nucleotides long. RefSeq lists its product as uncharacterized. The record is from RefSeq and is a predicted model, not a curated record. NCBI's taxonomy places the organism in Eukaryota, Fungi, Basidiomycota, Pucciniomycetes, Pucciniales, Pucciniaceae. Bases 1 to 564 code for a protein of 187 amino acids. The transcript has a single exon.
AUGGCGGGAAAAGUCUUGAGAGGAAAUAUCAAUCUGGCGCACAUCUGCGAAGACAAGGACUGCGGUUCCGAUGUUGAAGAUGGCCCAAACGAUUCGUUGCCCGUCACGUUGAGCCCAAAUUGGCGUAGCGGUUCUCUAACUUCGAUCUUGCACUGUUUUGAUAAAAUGGUGCAGGCCCAGGCAACUCAUCACCAAACAAUCAAAAACAACUUGUUGGUCUACGGUCGCUCUCAAAGACUCUUCAAGACUUUUACCGGGAUUAGGGGGGUCCCCAGGGGUUUGCCUCGCGAUUGCUAUGAAGAUGCGUGGUGGGCGAAAUUGAGUCCUUAUGAGCAGCAAACCAUCUCUCAAGCGUCCACGAUAGGCCUAGGUGACAUUGCUAAGAACCUCGAAAAGCACUGUCUUGGAACAACCAUAACAACUGGCACAAAUGCUCCAACGGGAAGCUCAACUCAGAACAACAAUAAGCGAAGAUUGGACGAGACGUCUCUGACUGGUGGGCAGGGUGAAGCAUCUCAGGAGGGUCCACGCACAACCACCGGAGAGACCAUGAAUGUUGAUUAG